Acipenser ruthenus (sterlet) is the source of this 3422-nucleotide messenger RNA. RefSeq lists its product as uncharacterized. Gene Ontology annotation, biological process: telomere maintenance via telomerase; telomere capping. Bases 159 to 2588 code for a protein of 809 amino acids. NCBI's taxonomy places the organism in Eukaryota, Metazoa, Chordata, Actinopteri, Acipenseriformes, Acipenseridae. The transcript has 14 exons. The record is from RefSeq and is a predicted model, not a curated record. Gene Ontology annotation, cellular component: telomerase holoenzyme complex; chromosome, telomeric region; shelterin complex. Gene Ontology annotation, molecular function: telomeric repeat DNA binding.
GAACUGAGUUACACUCGGAACCAAUAUGUAUUACAACGUGUUCCUAGGUAGGCGGGGGGGAAAGGGUACACAUGAACGGCCAGCGGGAGAUGUCGACGAGUAGAUUUUGAAAGCGCUGUCAGUUGCCGUGGCGUAUUGUUAAGGAGCAGAAAGUGAACAUGGCGUUUAUCACAAGCUCAGUUGUCUGGCCUUGGAUUGUGAAACUCUUAGAAACUUAUGGAAAUACAGAGGGCAGGCUGAGACCUGUCCAAGCGCAGGUCAUUGAGUUUGGGGACCUGGCUGACUACACGCACGAGGGGAAGGGAGUCGCAGCAGCUCUGGUGAACAUCUCCGAUUACGAGUUCUACAUCCCUGCCGUUAUCACACUGCAGGCCAAGCAGCUGCUGGAAGAAGAGGAAGACCAUUAUGAUUUGAGCAACCUCAAGAACAAAGACAUAGUUUUGAGAAAUUACAGAGUAGCGUUUCAAGAUGCAGCAGAGGAGUGCAAAUGUGAAUUCUUCAUCGUAAUCGAGAACUUCCGAAUUCUACCAAAAGAAACACAAACUGCCAACGUCUGCAGCUGUAAAAAGGCACAGUCAGUUCAGCAAAAGAUAAGACAAUUGUGGCUGUCCCGGGUGAGAAAAGACGACAUGAACGACACAGCCUACUCCGAGACAUCUCUCACUCAGAUGAUGGAUUACAUUCAGCAGAGAGAAAUCGAGCGGCUCUUUGACAUAGCGAUGGAGUGCCUGGACCUGGCAGCCCCCGACCCGGAACCCUCCACCUCCAGGGCUGCCCCCCGCAUUCCAGGGCUGGGACUCACAGGCUGGAGGGCAGAGCGGAGAGAACACAGGGACAGGAGACCGUUCUCACUCCCCGCUGCCCAUCUCAUCAUCCCUCCUGAGCAGAGAGAAAUCCUUGAGAACAUCCCAGAAUGGAGAGAUGAUUACGUACCUGCAGUCGAUACAGAGGGAGCUUCUGAUUCCGAGGAACAGACUGUCCUGUAUUUAACCAUUUCAUCAGAGUCUGAACCCGAACCAGAUGAGCAAACCCAUGCUGGGACAUCACACGACCCGUGGAGCGAGAUUCCAUCCAUGGACAUAAGCUUUUCAUCUGCUGGGACCCAACCCCCCGCAAGCCCUCCUGAAGCACAGAACAAAGAGGAAGGUGUCCAGGCAGCAGCCCUCCACAGCAGCCCACCAGUAAGCCUCAAACUCCCAACAGCCCUUCCCUGGAGCAACUCCCUUCCCAGUCAGCUGGGGACGCAGCAGGCUGACAACCCCAACAGCACGCUGCAGCUGUUCACAGACAGCAGCUCCUGCACUCGGGAGCCAGCUGAGAAGAUGGCAACAGUAGCCUCAGGGCAGCGAGUCUUGGAGCAUGAAUCAAUAAAAGCUAGCAUCACCAGUUACCAGAAACACCGGCAUGCCAACGUUUCCCCCGUACCCUCCUCUUCCAUGCUUCCCAGCGGCAGAGCACAAGCUUCGGGAGGCAGCUUGCCGGGGACAACAGUCAUCCCCAGAGACAGGUCUGUGACACCAUCUUUGUUCGAUCGCUGGAGCCCCACUGUGGCAGCAUCCAGCAGCGAUGAAGAGGUUGUAUUGAGAAGUAAACCAGCCAAGAGAAAGUGCCAGGUCGUGGAUUCAGACAGCGAAGAGAUCGUCUUUAAUACAGACGACGAAGAUGUGGUUAGGGCCCCAGAAAUCGUCAACCCCAGGAGGAAGCAGGUGCAACCGAAGCCUUGCUUGACGUUUUUGAAUGCAGAAAAGGCUGCAAAGAAUACUGUUACUGCUGGGAAGGCUGCCAAGAAUACUGUUACUGCUGGGAAGGCUACUUUGGGAGAAGUGGCCAAAUCCUGUAAAGAGCAAACUGUGACUUACCAGCAAGUUAGCAAAGCCAGCAACAAGAACGGGAACACCUCUGGAGCUGGAGAUCUCCAGAAACCUGCUGUGGUAAGCAGAACACUCAAAUCUGCAAACAAAUCACACAGCACUGCCGGUAUGGUUAAUUUGGAAGCAGUGGCAAAAUCCUGUAAAGAGCAAACUGUGACUAACCAGCAAGUUAGCAAAGCCAGCAACAAGAACGGGAGCGCCUCUGGAGCUGGAGAUCUCCAUAAACCAGCUGUGGUAAGCAGAACACUCAAAUCUGCAAACAAAUCACACAGCACUGCUGGGAUGGUUAAUUUGGAAGCAGUGGCAAAAUCCUGUAAAGAGCAAACUGUGACUAACCAGCAAGUUAGCAAAGCCAGCAACAAGAACGGGAGCACCUCUGGAGCUGGAGAUCUCCAGAAACCUGCUGUGGUAAGCAGAACACUCAAAUCUGCAAACAAAUCACACAGCACUGCUGGGAUGGUUAAUUUGGAAGCAGUGGCAAAAUCCUGUAAAGAGCAAACUGUGACUAACCAGCAAGUUAGCAAAGCCAGCAACAAGAACGGGAGCACCUCUGGAACUAGAGAUCGCCAGAAAACCGCUAUGAAACAUCGUGACGGGACCUCAUUUAUGUACGACUAUGAGCCUCCAUCUGCCGAGCUUGUAAAGCGGAUAAACUCACUAAGGGUCCCUGAUUCCCUUCUGAUUUGGGCCUGGCAAUACAUCUCCAAACCAGAUUGAUCACAAGGUGUGAUUCCGGUCGCUGUUGGUUGGACUACAAAAGAACAGCCGUGCCUGCGGCUGCUAAUCGACUUUAUAAUAGCUAACCUGUAAUAGGUGUUGACUCACGAUGCGCUCAAAGAGCUUGAUUCUGCUGUACAGAAGAUGAAUGCACUGCAGCACAAAGGCUUUAUUAGGGUCAGUUUUACACAAAGGGGGCAUUCCUUUUGUGGGCCUCCACAGCAAGUCAGAAAGCUAACAACAAACCAUUGCCAAACCAGUCAGAGCUCACUGAUUUGCACUAGGACCCAUUUAACAAAUCUGUUUUUACCAUGUGCUUCCUGUGGUGUGUAAGAGUAUAACUUGCAAACCACAUUUAUUUUGGUUAAAUGUUUUCCAGCCCUAAAAUACUGUAACACCUGAAGUAUCAGUUUUUGUCAGAUGCUGGGAACAGCAUGUUAGCAGGGGCAUGUUUCCGUUGAUUUGAUGUAAAAUUGUGGUAUGUUGUAUGGGCACUGCAGUUUCCUACACGGACAUCUGAGAGCUGCUAUUUGUUGUAACCUCCUUGGGUGUGAUUUCAUAACUUCAGUUUUGCUUUUUGUAUUUAACUGUCUUAAAGCGCUAUCUGUGUGAGUUCGGGUGUGCACUCUAAGCAAAGGUUGACGUGACAAUAAGGAGUCAGUACGAGAGAGAACUAAAAACAGGAAACGAUUUAGUUUAGACAUCAUUCUUUCUUGGGUGGGGUUUAUUGUGCAAUAACUGGUGUGUUAGAUUUCACAUAUAAAGCUCCUACAAGGUCUGAUUUUAAAACGUAAAGGUUUUUACUUGUUUAAUAAAGAUCUCCAUAGUCCUCCA